CUCCGAAAGUGGAAUGAUGAUCAUAGGAGCCGCUCAUCAUCAAUUUGCUCGAAGCGCUGAUCAGUCUGGGCGCGCUCGUUGGCUGCUCUGCCCACUCAUAAGUUGGACGAGUGACCAUGCAAUGCCCGAUCCAAAGGUGUCAGCCCUCCGCAAGCGGGACCGUGGGCGAGGGUGCGUCAGUGGUGGUGCCUGCGCGCGCGCGUGACAAGGCGUGUGGCAGCGCCCGCGCGGAGGCAUUGAAAGAGAACGACCUUAUUGCGGACGCCCGAUGCCGCGUGGGCGGCAGGGAGCCAGGCGGAAAGGCGGACGGGCACAAUCGGGGAUACGAGAAGGAGGAGGAGGAGGAGGAGGAGGAGGGCGGGAGGAUGCUGGUGACCGAGGCGUGGGCCCACGGCAUCGAGAGGUCCGCGGUGCCUCGGGGACGCCCCCGAGGCACCGCGGCCGGGAACAAAAACACGAGGCGACAGCGCGGCCGGGAGCAGGGGGAGGCUGCAGAUCCUGACCUCCCUGCGUCGUGGAUCGCGGCGGGAGGUUCUCGACCUUUCGGCCUCGUGUGGGGAGGGCUGGCGGGGCCUUGGAGCCGUCGAGGCGAGCUUGAGGUGGAGAAGCAAGCCACCAGAGAAUCAAAGGUUGACCGCGGCGGGAUCCAGGAGGCUGGCCGGGACCUCUCAAGGCGGCAGUAGGACUUCUUCUCAUCAGACACCCUUCGCUCAGCGACUGGAGCACCACAGGUGGAACACAUCAGGUCAAUUCGAAAAUACGCAGCAGAAGCCAAUGCUGGAAAAAAAAAAGAUUUCGAUUUCAGGCUGCAAGUCGCUUGCAAGUGCUUACAUGCAGCCGAAGGAGGUGGCAAAGCGGCCACCCCACCUUGCACACCCUUUUCCAGAGGGUAAGGGAAGAGGAGGGGCAGGAUUAUGUGCAAGACGUGCAAGACAGUCGGGUGUGGAGGAGGGGCCACAUAAAGUCUG
Messenger RNA from Prorocentrum cordatum, 968 nucleotides. The record is from the annotation of a GenBank genome assembly. Lineage: Eukaryota; Dinophyceae; Prorocentrales; Prorocentraceae.